AUGAAUUACAUUGCUAGGAACCGUUUAAGCCGAUUUGAUACUGAUUGGAUUACUGUUGGUAUUCUUUUCUGCUUCUACUGGUUCUUUGGUGAGACAGCAUCUCCAUUCAAAAGGCUAUUUGUCUUAAAUGACUUGUCCAUAUCUCAUCCAUUUGCUGAACAGGAGAGAGUCACAGAUAAUGUGCUAUACUUAAUUGCUUGCAUUGUACCUACGGUCAUAAUAUUCUAUAAUGUGGAACCCAAGCAUCAACGCCAGGGAGCUUUGUUGGGCUUAUGGCUAUCCCUCACCAUUACGGGGCUGUUAACUGAUGUUUUGAAGAUUUGGAUCGGUAACCCAAGACCAGAUUUCAUAGCUAGGUGUGCACCGUCGCCAGACACACCAAUUAAUUCAUUGGUUGAUUCCAGUGUCUGUACGGCUCCGUUAGGCGAAGUGUAUCUCAUUGAUGGGAUGAAGUCCACUCCAUCUGGUCACUCUUCAAUUGCAUUCAGUGGAUUGGGCUAUUUGUCGCUAUGGGGAUUUACUAAUUACAAUGCAAGCCAUACAUAUCAAAAAGUCUUUCUUUGCUUACCCUUGCUAACUGCCAGCUAUAUUGCCUUGAGCAGGACGCAAGAUUACAGGCACCAUUAUUUUGAUAUAGCUUUUGGCAUGGUCAUUGGAUUAUCAAUUACUGGCUUAGUAUAUCGUAGAUACCUCAAGAAAGAGGAAGAAAACAAGCUUCCUAUCUAA
Priceomyces carsonii is the source of this 726-nucleotide messenger RNA. RefSeq names its product phosphatase PAP2 family protein. Bases 1 to 726 code for a protein of 241 amino acids. NCBI's taxonomy places the organism in Eukaryota, Fungi, Ascomycota, Pichiomycetes, Serinales, Debaryomycetaceae. The record is from RefSeq and is a predicted model, not a curated record. Gene Ontology annotation, molecular function: phosphatidate phosphatase activity. The transcript has a single exon. Gene Ontology annotation, biological process: phospholipid metabolic process.